Molecule: messenger RNA, 1368 nt
Organism: Vombatus ursinus (common wombat)
Lineage: Eukaryota; Metazoa; Chordata; Mammalia; Diprotodontia; Vombatidae
Gene: TAFA3
Product: TAFA chemokine like family member 3
Exons: 5
Coding region: 84-485 (133 amino acids)
Molecular function (GO): receptor ligand activity
Source: RefSeq, a predicted model, not a curated record
CCGGCUACAGGCUCUCAGGUUCUUGGUCCUCGAGUGUAGGAGCAGGGGCGACCUCUGGUUCGGUGGGCAGAAGCGGCCGCAGAAUGAGUGAGAGGGACUUUCGGAGCUGGAGCACAGGAUUCUGUCUUUUGGUGCUCUGCUUGGCCCCACUGUGGGCACGGCUGGCAUUUGCUUCAUCACAUCCUCGGACUCACACAGUACAUGUGGAACCUGGCACCUGUGAAGUGAUUGCUGCCCAUCGAUGCUGCAACCGGAACCGAAUUGAGGAGCGAUCCCAGACAGUCAAAUGUUCCUGCUUCCCAGGCCAGGUGGCAGGGACCACUAGGGCAAAACCCUCCUGUGUGGACGCCUCCAUUGUCCUGCAGAAGUGGUGGUGUCAGAUGCAGCCCUGCCUGCCUGAGGAGGAGUGUAAGGUGCUCCCAGACCUGUCUGGAUGGAGCUGUAGCAACGGGAACAAAGUCAAAACCACCAAGGUCACACGAUAGCCCUUGAGGAUACAUUCUGGCCUGGAGAGGAGCAAUGGAACCAUGAGCCAAAGAAGGCUUGAGAGGAACCAGGGUCCUAGAAGACAGAAAUCAUUGGAAGCUCCUGGGUGGACCUGCCUCAUCAGAAUUGCAAAGCAAUGGAAACACCGUCCUCUGCUGGACCUGAACGUCAUUGCAAUGUUCUCUUUCCCAGGGGCAUUUCCAUUAAGCAAGUGGCAAGUGUUUCCUGAAUAUCCUCUGUGGAGAGCUCUGUGCUAAGUGAAAACAUAUAUGACAUAAUUCCUGUCCUGAGGGAGCAUACAGUCUAGCUGAGGAGACCAGACACACACAGGAAACUGUCAGAGAUAAGUGAGUGCUAGAACUAUUUAUCAUUUUUGAAGCUAUUAGGGGAUAGUGGAGGUCAGGAAAUUAGAUUCUCUGUCUUUCAGGCCUCCCCCUCUCCCUGGGCUCAUGAUAGCAAGCUAGGGGAAUCACAUCCAUUGUUCCCAAUUGAGUCAAAUGUCUUCAUGAAGCUGCUGAUAUUCUGAAGGAAACAUUCCUCACUGAUCACACGUUGGCAAUGGCAUCAUCCCUUUCGGAUGAAUGACAGGCACGUGGGAGGACACGAGACAACAACAUCCCAGUGGAGUUUAUGCAGUGGGUCAGCCUGUUGAGCAGGUGUUUCCGUAGAAUUUUGGAGUGGGAUCUUAUAAGAGCCUCCUUAAAAGAGGAAAGGGUCCUUAAAAGAACUUCUCUGAGUAGAGCGAAUAAAGUAGCAGAGCGUGUGUAGGAAGAACACUGGGCUUAGAGUCAAGACCUGGAUUGAGUCUUGGCUCUACCAUUUACUGGCUGUGUGGCCUUGGGCAAGUCUCUUAACCUCUAUGACCCAAAGUUUCCUCAUCUG